This is a messenger RNA of Pecten maximus, 2023 nucleotides long. RefSeq names its product hsp90 co-chaperone Cdc37-like. The transcript is spliced from 11 exons. The record is from RefSeq and is a predicted model, not a curated record. Gene Ontology annotation, biological process: protein stabilization; protein folding. The coding region runs from base 74 to 1240 and encodes 388 amino acids. Gene Ontology annotation, molecular function: protein-folding chaperone binding; heat shock protein binding; protein kinase binding. NCBI's taxonomy places the organism in Eukaryota, Metazoa, Mollusca, Bivalvia, Pectinida, Pectinidae. Gene Ontology annotation, cellular component: cytoplasm.
UUUUUAUAUAGUACUUCCUGUUCUUUUCAACAUAGAUCUGCGUUUGUGAAUCACAGCAAACGUUUAAUCCACGAUGUCUUGUGUAAAUUACAGCAAAUGGGAUCAUAUUGAGAUAUCUGAUGAUGAAGACGACACACAUCCUAACAUUGACACUGGAAGUCUCUUCAGAUGGCGACACCAAGCCAGAGUUGAACGAAUGGAGGAGCAAAAGAAAGAAAAGGAUGCUGUAGAGAAAGGAUUAACACAACAACAAAAGAAAGUUGAGGAGUUAAAAACAAAGAUAAAGGCAGCAGAAGAAAAGGAUGCAGCGGAUCAGUUAUCAAAAUUGAAAAUUGAUUUGAAAGAUCUCGAGGAACAAGAAAAGAAAUUUAAAGAAAAAGAGGAAGAGCUGAAGAAAAAGGAGAAGCUUACUCCAUUAAAUAUUGACACAAUCUGCCACGACGGAAAGUCAAAAACGGUUAUCAACAAAUUGCCAGCAAGGAAAAAAGACAUGACCGAUGAGGAAAAAGCAGAAAAACAGGAAGAGUUCCAAAAGAAGUACAAAGAUGAUGUUAAGAAGUUUGGUAUGUUGAAGAAGUAUGAGGAUAGUCAACAGCUUCUGACAGAUAAACCGCAUCUGGUCUGUGAGGAGACAGCAAACUACCUGGUGAUCUGGUGUAUAGACCUGGAGGUGGAGGGGAAACAUGACCUAAUGCAUCAUGUUGCUCACCAGACGAUAGUGAUGAAUUUCAUCAUGGAGCUGUCAAAGAACAUGGAUAUUGAUCCCAGGGCUUGUGUCCGACCUUUCUUCUCAAAGAUCAAGCUUGAGGAGCCACAAUACAUGGAAGCAUUUAAAGACGAGUUGGAGGCAUUCAAAGAGAGAGUACGUGGAAGGGCAAAAGUUCGCAUUGACACUGCCGUUAAAGAAUAUGAAGAGGAGGAGAGAAAGAAGCGGCUAGGACCUGGAGGGGAGGACCCGGUGGAGGUAUUCGAAAGCCUUCCUGAGGCUAUGAAGGAGUGUUUUGAGGCCAAGGACAUUCCCAUGCUGCAGAAAGUUAUAUCGGAGAUGGACCAUGAGGAAGCGAGUUAUCACCUUAAGCGCUGCAUAGACUCUGGCCUGUGGGUACCUGAGGCCAACAAGGAACCAGCUGGAGCAGGGGAGGAAGGCGAUGAAGAAGUUGAAUAUGCAGAGGUCAGCGAUAUGUCUCAGAAUGCAACCUCAUCAACAACGGAAAAGAAAAGUAUUGAUGAUGUGGACUGAGUUAUUUCUUACCAAAGACAUUGUUUUUUGUCAAUAUAGUGUUAAUGUUCGAAACAUUGUAUUAUGAUCUGUAAGGAAGAUGUUUAAUGUUGCUGUUCAUACAAUCAUAUCAUAUUCAUUCAACAACUUUCUUUUCAGUGAAAAAUGUGCUAGCCCAAAUGUAUAGUGUCACAAACCUAACGUUGUAUACAAGAAACAGUGAUGUGCUUACAAACAAAACAAUGUGACAGGCUGUUCAUUACAGAUCUAGACAUUUAAGUAGAAAGUAAUGAAUCUAUGUAAUUCAAAGUGUUCAGUGGCCUCUUGCAGCUAUCCUAUUGAUAAAAGCAAGUUUUACUAUUCACAUGCAAGUUUAACACUAGGAUUUCUCCUGACAUUGAGGACCUGAGGAGGUUGUGUUAUUACCAAUACAGAUGUGUGGUAGUGCCACCAGGGAGACAUCCUGUUAUAUGAACAAGAAUGAAAUAAGAAAUUGUAAAUAUUAUGUUUAGAAUUGAACUUGUCAGCCAAUUUAAAAAAAAUAUUAUAUAACAUGUUCUUGUCUGUUAAUUUUGUUAUAUCGUGUAUUUCCAAAACAAAAUAUAUUAUAAUUCAGAGUGAUAUAUUGCUGCCUUAUUCCAUUCAGUAAUUUUAACUACAGACAGUGUAAUGUACAACUGGUUUCUUUGGCAGACAUGUAAUUUUUACAGUUGUAAACGAUUCCAUUUGUAUUUUUUUUUUAUUUCAUUAGCCAAUUUCUAUUAGCCCUGCUAAAUUGGUGUAGUAAAGGCAUAUGAGAAUCAA